This is a messenger RNA of Saccoglossus kowalevskii, 1557 nucleotides long. RefSeq lists its product as uncharacterized. NCBI's taxonomy places the organism in Eukaryota, Metazoa, Hemichordata, Enteropneusta, Harrimaniidae. The record is from RefSeq and is a predicted model, not a curated record.
AUGCGAAGAUGGAAGGAUCGAUUUGAUAAAUCAAUGAAAAUUUCAUGGACUAGUUUCGUGAGGAUCGUAGGCGUGUUUCUAUCUUAUGAUAAGAAAGUAGCAACAGAUCUAAAUAUAGCUGGACCAUUGCAAAGUUUGAAAAAAUGUUUGAACUUCUGGAAAAUGCGUCAAUUAACACUACUUGGAAAAAUACAGAUCAUAAAAGCCCUUGGUAUAUCACGUUUCCAGUAUAUUUUAAAUAUAGUGGAUAUCCCAAAACAUAAUUUAAAACAAGUCAAUAAACUUCUGUACUCCUUUCUUUGGAAUGGACCAGACAAAAUAGCAAGACACACCAUCACGGGUGAGACAAAGGUUGGUGGUCUAGCAAUGCCAGAUAUUUUCGCAAUACAAAAAGCUCAACGUAUUAAUUGGCUGAGAAGAUUCUGUGACAACUCUUUCUCUCACCCCUGGAAAUUAUUUUUGUCUCGUAAAUUACACACGGUGGGAGGAGUAGAUGUUUUACUGAAAUGGCAUUAUGAUUUGAAAUUCCUUCCGGCCAAACUCUCCCCAUUUUUUCACAAUAUGCUUAAGACAUGGAUCUCGCUGCGAUAUGAACCACAUGAACAAGAAUUAUCAAUUAAUGACUGUAUUUGGAAUAAUGCUAAACUUUUGAUAGCACGAAAGAGUUUCUUUCAUAGAGAUAUGUUUGAUGCUGGUCUGAUGUAUCUUGGCCAAUUGUAUAACAAUGGAGACAAUGUACUAGAUGAAAAUGCAAAUGUCAAAUGGGGAGGUGAUCAUGAUGUGGUACUGGAUGCAGAAAAAGACAGACAAGGGGGAAAUCCCAGAAUAUGGAAAAAUUCAUUAAAAAGUAUACAAAACAUAAUGGAAACAUUUGGUUUGAUUGACAUAUGGCGGGUGAGGAACCCUAAUACUAAUUCCUAUACCUGGCAGAGGCUCAACCCAUCAGUAAUACAGAACCUUGAAAUAACGUUUUUUGUAGUAAAUGGAUUUUUCGAUAAAAUUCCUUUAGGAGUGGACGUUCCAAUUUCACCAACAAUUGAUUUCAAGAAUCUUGGGCCAGAUGCAAUCUUGAUAUCAAGUGUUCCACAUUAUAGUAUCAAGGCCUAUUUCUCAAACACUGGUGACCCCAACACUGCCACCUAUUGGCAGCAUGUGGGUCCAUUGCUGCUGAGUUCGUAUAUAUCAGAUUUAUUCAAAUCAGCGUUACCUGUCGGAUUUUCAGUGGGUGGAACCAAUUCAGAUGCCAUUAUAAGCAUCCCUCCAGUUGACUGUGAAUACGUUGAAUAUUUAUGUUUGGAGGUUGUCUUCAAUAAUAAUGCAAUGUACAAUGAUCCAAAUCUGGACAAUAAUAUAGCGUGUGCGCAGUUUGGACCACGAUCUGAACAGAAAAUUGGAGAAAUAGAAUGUUAUAUUGAUCUACAGCUAACCAGUCUAACAGUCUUGAGUCCAUUGUCGCUGUCUUACACGCCUGGGCUACCUUCCAUGUUAACCGUACAAACACACAUCAAAAACGGGGGAUUACAUUCUAUACAAGAAGCUUCAAUGGCGACACGUUAG